Messenger RNA from Colletotrichum truncatum, 507 nucleotides. Its product is annotated as ribose 5-phosphate isomerase b. NCBI's taxonomy places the organism in Eukaryota, Fungi, Ascomycota, Sordariomycetes, Glomerellales, Glomerellaceae. The record is from RefSeq and is a predicted model, not a curated record. Gene Ontology annotation, biological process: carbohydrate metabolic process. Gene Ontology annotation, molecular function: isomerase activity.
AUGGCUGGUCUUAGAAUUGCCCUUGGAGGUGACGACGCCGGUUUCAACUACAAGGCUGUCAUAGCCGCAGACCUGGCCAAGGAUCCCCGCGUCGCCUCCGUUGUCGACGUUGGUCCCUCCUCGGAGUCGGACAAGACAGCCUACGCACACUUCGCCCUUACUGCGGCGGAGAAGGUCGCAAGCGGCGAGGUCGACCGCGCCGUCCUUAUCUGCGGCACCGGUCUCGGUGUUGCCAUCUCCGCGAACAAGGUCCCUGGAGUCCGGGCCGUUACGGCGCACGACAGCUUCUCCGUCGAGAGGGCCGUCAAGAGCAACAACGCCCAGGUUCUUUGUCUCGGUCAGCGUGUGAUUGGUAUUGAACUUGCAAGGAGGUUGGUCGCCGAGUGGUUGGGUUACCAGUUUGACCCUAACUCGGCUUCAGCAGCCAAGGUCAAGGUUAUUGAUGACUACGACGCGAGGCAGUCGAGUGGAUUGAAGGCUUCUAACGGGAUUGCGCAGCAGGCAUAG